AUGCUUGUGCAAAGGAAACAAUUAAAAGCCAUUGUUAAGGACUUAAACGGAGAUUAUUUUGGAAUAUUAGUUGAUAAGUCGGAGGGUGCUUGUGAUGAGGAAGAAAUGACAAUUGUUUUACGCUAUGUUGCCAAAAAGGGUAUUGUGAUGGAACGUUUCAUUGGUAUUAUCAAUGUCACUGAUAAAUCUGCACAAUCAUUGAAAGAAACAAUAGAUUCUUUGCUUAUGAGUUACUCACUAAGUCCAUCCAAUAUACGUGGACAAGGUUAUAAUGGAGAUACUAACAUGGAGAGAGAGAUCAAUAAUGAUCUUAAGACUCUGAUUUUACAAGAUAACCAGUCUUCACAUUGCACUCAUUGCUUUGCCCAACCACUACAUUUGACACUUGUAGCUGCUGCUGUUGCUAAAAGGGAAUGUGGUGUUGAUCGAUUCUUUGGUAUACUCACCUUUGUGUUGAAGGUUAUAGGAGUUUCUUUUGAGAGCCAAGAUUUUUCACAAGAAAAUCAAUUUGGAAAUUUGGAAGAACUGCUUAAGUUUGGUAAAGUUCUGACUAAAGCUCUUGCUGCGCGACACUUUAAUCAGAAGUAUGAGCUCGAGAGAUCAGGUGAUGCUGCUUUGGAAUCUCAUUUCAAAACUUUACUUAGCUUCGUUACUAUAUUUUCAUCAGUUGUUCAUGUGUUAGAAGUUAUUGCAAGUGAUGGUUUCACUUCUGAGAGAAUAUGGGCAGAUGAUCUUGUUGAUGACCUACAAUCAUUUGAGUUUGUUUUUAUUCUACACAUGAUGUUGAAAGUACUGUCGAUCACAGAGGAAUUGGAUGUAGUUUUGCAAAGAAAAGAUCAAGAUAUUGUAAAUGCUUUGGAACUCGUUGGCACGGCAAAGAGACAAUUUGAAAUGAUGAGAGAUGGUGAAUGGGAACAUUUGAUGGAUGGUGUCUCUUCAUUCUGUGUCAAACAUGAUAUUUUGAUUCCUAAAAUGCAUGAUCUCUAUGUUUUUCCUGGAAGGGGGAAGCCUAAGGUAUCUACCGUCACAUAUUCACAUCACUAUCGUGUGGAUGUUUUUGAUGCUGUUAUUGAUUCACAAUUGAAGGAGCUUGACAAGUGUUUUGAUAAAGUGAAUCAUGACUUGCUUCUUGGUAUGGCUAGUUUGAGCCCAGUAAAUUCUUUUGCUAAUUAUGACAAGGACAAGAUAAUGAGAUUAGCUAACUAUUAUCCAAGUGAAUUUGGUGACAAACAAGCUUCAAGAACUCAGUUGCCAGCUUGA
Messenger RNA from Lycium barbarum (goji berry), 1260 nucleotides. RefSeq lists its product as uncharacterized. The transcript has a single exon. The record is from RefSeq and is a predicted model, not a curated record. Lineage: Eukaryota; Viridiplantae; Streptophyta; Magnoliopsida; Solanales; Solanaceae. Bases 1 to 1260 code for a protein of 419 amino acids.